AUGAGAGAAGCGAUUACUGUUAAAGAAAGACUUGCUAUCACAUUAAGAUAUUUAGCUACUGUAGAUUCAUAUACAAGUUUACAAUAUAUUUUUCGUGUGUCAAAACAAUCAAUAUCGAGAAUUGUUCCAGAAGUUUGCGAUGCAAUUAUUGAAGCAUUGCAUGAUUAUGUAGAGUUACCUUCAACUGAGGAAGAAUGGUUAGCUGUUGCCAAAGAAUUUGAAGAGAAAUGGAAUUUUCCAUGGAACAGCGGUACAGAGUAUUAUAAUUAUAAAAACUUCUUCAGCAUUGUUUUGUUUGCUUUCGUAGACGCUAACUAUAAUUUUAUGUACGUCGAUAUUGGAUGCCAAGGAUGGAUAUCUGAUGGCGGAGUGUUCAAAAAUACUAAUUUGUAUAGAAAACUUGAAAGAAAUGAACUUAAUAUUCCAGCACCAUGUCCCUUGCAGGUUCCAUAUCUACCAGAGGGGCCGUACAUGUUACUAGGUGACAAAGCAUUUUCAUUAAAUGAAUAUACUAUGAAACCAUUCGAAGGCUUUAUAUCGUGGCCUCUGUACUUGGUCGUCGCCAGUUACAGGAUUAACUUUUAUUUCUCUCCAAAUGCUUCACCGCAACUGAAGAGGACUCAGCGGGUUCCGUCUCUUACAAUUAGAGCCAGUAAUAACCAAAAUGAAAUCAAGACGGGCCUAAGGGUUCUAAUAGCAGGUCCACCCCUACAGAGCCUAGCCUGA
Anoplophora glabripennis (Asian longhorned beetle) is the source of this 726-nucleotide messenger RNA. RefSeq lists its product as uncharacterized. The record is from RefSeq and is a predicted model, not a curated record. The coding region runs from base 1 to 726 and encodes 241 amino acids. The transcript is spliced from 3 exons. NCBI's taxonomy places the organism in Eukaryota, Metazoa, Arthropoda, Insecta, Coleoptera, Cerambycidae.